UUUGUUUGAUCGUACUAUCCACGACGAACUUUGACAUAAAUUGGGCAGGACUUAGUUGGCUGUGCGGACGAUUCACUACGCCCCCUGCCAUGCUGCUCCGUACAUGCCGAAACGCAUGACCACGGUGAAUCGUGAUAGAGCGAUUGCUGUCGCGUCUAUCUUAUCAACUCUCACAUUUUCCAUGGCCGUGGACUCCGACGGCCAAGUCAUCGAACCUAGUGAUAUCUUUACCGACUCCUUUAUUAGCUUUCCCUUACCUUUCAAAUGUAUCAUCAAGGCCCGUUCCGCUCAGGCGGAAGCGGUAAUAAAAUCCGGUGGAUUGUAACGAUGCAAUAGACUUGAGUGGUCCAGCCUGCCUACGCCAAAGUCUAUAUAACAUAUAUAACAUGAUGUACUUAUCCAGAACGAAAUUCUAAUCGAUGCGAAUAUAACUA
This is a messenger RNA of Desarmillaria tabescens, 434 nucleotides long. RefSeq lists its product as uncharacterized. NCBI's taxonomy places the organism in Eukaryota, Fungi, Basidiomycota, Agaricomycetes, Agaricales, Physalacriaceae. Bases 104 to 325 code for a protein of 73 amino acids. The record is from RefSeq and is a predicted model, not a curated record. The transcript is spliced from 2 exons.